UAUAUACAUCAGUUUGUUAUGCUUACUUAAAUGCGGUAUUUGACACCAACACACGUAUCGAUUAAAAAAAAAUCUUUGGUUUUUUAGGGUUCGAAUUGUCUCAAUGCCGAAAUAACCCAGAAUCUGCUGUUUCAUUCCACGCGGGUGUUUUUGCGCGCGAACUUCUAUACAUGCUUUAAUUAAAGGAUUUUCUUUACGUUUUCUGAGAAUGUUGAGGAGAAGAUCAAAGAAGAUUAAACUUAAAGAGGACCAAGCAUUACUUCUUCUAACAGAAGAGAAGGAGAGAGAAAGGUUUAGGGUGUCAUUCAUAGACAAAUACAUAGGGCAUGGUGUAUUCACCCUAGAAAAUUGUGAUGCUGGAGAACUUCUACUUGAAUACAGAGGAAAGCUAAGACAGAAUAAUCAUGAGACUGAUAUUCAAGAUACAACAUUUUUAUACUAUUUUGAACAUGAAAGGAAAAGUUACUUCAUUGAUGCUACAAAUAACUCUUCCAUAGCUCGCAUGGCUAAUGAUAUUGACUAUGCCACAAAGGCCAAUUGUAAAAUGAAAAAAGUUGUUGUAAAUGGUGUUCCUAGACUUGGGUUAUUUGCUUUGAAUGAAAUAAGUAAAGGAACAGAACUGAGAUAUGACUAUGGAGAUAAACUUGCCCCAUGGAGAAAACAACAGAAGAAUCAUAUGAGACCUGCCCUGUACAGACAACCAAGAAGUCCAAAAAGGGAACAUCAUUUUGUUUGCUCAGGCAGUAUACAAACAAAGGAUCAGUUAAAGCAUCUUGUUUCAAAGUUUGGUGGACGUUACAUGGAAGAAUUUGAUAACACAGUUACACAUGUAAUAAUGGAAACAAAAGAAAGAGGCUGUCGCAUUUGUUCACAGACAUUAAAACUUUUCCUGGGGAUUGCACACCACUGUUGGAUACUUGAUUAUGAGUACAUAUAUAAAUCAAUAGAAGCCGGAUACUACCUACCUGAGGAUGAGUAUGAAAUUAUGGGAAGUGAAGAUAUACCUAGUUGUUCAGGACCAGCUAUAUCUCGACAGACGAUGACCCCUAUUUUACGAGGGUACAGUUUUAAAUUCAGUGGUGAGAGUAAAGAUUUAUCAAAAGAUGUGGCUGAAGAUAUUGUGUUAGCACUUGGGGGACAGAUAGGAGGAGGAGAUGCUCAAACAAUUUCCUUAGACGAGAAUGGAGGUCAGAACACUGUGUCCAGAGAUUGGCUUUUUGACAUGUUAUGUUUCUACCAGUAUUUGGAGCCAGAAAGUUACAUUCAUAAGAAUUCUAGUGACAGGAAUACCUUUAAAGGUGAGGAACAAUCAGAGAUUGAUACUGAACAAUCUUUCACUCAUAAUAUAGUCAACAGGAACAUCAUUUCCAAACAAUUAGAUACAGGUACAGAAGCAAUGGAUACACAGAACUUGUUAAUUAUGAACUUAAAGGCUCCGGAAGUACCAAUAAUAGGGACAGAAAUCUUGGUUGCACAGAAAUUGGUAGAUUUAGAUACAGAACAAUUCGUUUCACCAAUCUUGAGCACAGAAGAACAAUAUGAUUUAGAUACCGAACAAUCUGUGAAACAGGAAUUAGAUGAUGGGAACUUGAAGGCUAAAGAACAAUUGGAUAUAAAAACAGAAAAAUAUUUUACUCAGAAUAUUGCAAGUAUGAACUUGAAUGCUAGAGAACAAUCAAAUACAGAAGGAUCACAAGCACAGAAUAUGGAUACUGAAAGUCAUUUUGAGGAACAAUCAUUAACUGACACUGAACUGUCAGAUGUAUCAAAUUUAGAUAGCUCUUAUUUUGAUGACUCUAAUGAUGAAGAUUAUUUUCCAUCACAAGUAAGUGAAAAUGAAUACGAUUUCAGUGAAAGUGAAAGCACAAUCUACCCUGUACAAAAUUAUGGCUUCAAUAAAAUUGUUAUAUCUCCUAAACAUGACAACAAUAACUGUGAAAGUGAUGAAUCAACAACACAAGUGCUAGACAUUGACAAAGUAAACAAUCCUAUUCCAACCCUCUCUGUAAGAGACAUACAAUGUGAUGAGACUGAAAUAGGGGUUAAUAUAGAACAUCAAACAGUAAAAAUUGCUAUAAGUAAAAAGACAAAAGAUGGGAAAAGAGUUUGGGAUAAAAAGCAUGCUUGUACAUAUUGCAAAAAACAGUACCCAAAACUUGCUAGGCAUUUAGAACAAGUUCAUGCAAAUGAAAUAGAUGUUCAAAGAGCAUUAGCUUUCAAUAAAAAUUCCAAGGAAAGGAAAGAAGUCUGGAGGGAAAUCAUGAAUAGGGGUGAUUUUGAACAUAAUGUUGAUGUUCUUGAGAAACAGCAAGGUGAAAUAAUACCAUUUAAACGUCCAUCUAGGCAAGUAGACGGACUAAAGUAUGUACAAUGUGCAACCUGUUUCGGAACAUUUAGAAGCAGUGUGUUAUGGAGACAUGUCAAGAAUAGUCAUCCUGAAAGUGUUAAGAAAACAACAAAACUUAAAAAACAUCACCAAGUGUCAAGUGCAGCUUUAUUACCGGUGGCAGGUGUAGUUGCAGACAAAUUUCGAGACUUCAUAUUGAACAGAAUGGCAAAUGAUAAAGUAUCAUUAGUUGCCAGAAAUGAUAAUGAUAUUGUCAGAUUUGGACAAAAAAUGUUUCAAAAGACUGCCACUAACCAUCAUCAGAACCAGUAUGUUAGGCAAAAGAUGAGAGAACUUGCAAGAUUCCUUGUCUCUGUCAGAGCUAUUGAUAACACAGUGACAACAUUAAGGGACUGCAUUAACAGUAUUAAAUUUUCUGCAUGUGUAAAGGCAGUUAAGGAAUUGUGUGAAUACAACGAAGAUGAUUUUACAUUUAAGAUACCUUCACUAGCAAAAAAAAUUGGCCACUCCUUACAUAAAGUAGCACGGCAAGUAAGGACUGAAGCAGCAAAGACGGGAGAUGGUGAAUUGAGAAGACAAGCAAAAUCUUUUAUUGAAGUCUACAUAGAAGACUGGGAGACAGAAAUAAGUCACUUUGCUCUUCAGACCCUGGAAACUGAAAAGUACAACAAGCCAAAAAGAAUUCCAUUGGCUCAAGACUUGAAAGCUUUAACAACUUACCUUAAAAAGGAAGCAGCAAUUUUGUUGGACUUAUUUGACUCAGAUCAAGCCUCUGAUACAGAAUGGAGAGAACUCUGCAAAGUAACUCUUGCAGAAACUGUUCUUUUUAAUAAAAGGAGAUCAGGAGAAGCUGAGAGAUUAGAAGUAAAACAAUACUUAGAUGGAAUUCAGCAUGGGAAAAACAGCCAAGAGGAGGUACUACAAUCCCUUUCUCCUUUGGAGAAGAAACUAUCUGAAAUUGUCGAUAGGAUAGAAAUUAGAGGCAAACGAGGAAGAAAAGUUGCAAUAUUAGUCCAUCACAAUUUAAGAAAGCAGCUUGACACUCUGGUAAAGAAUCGAACUCUAGGCUGCAUUGAUGAAAGCAAUAAGUAUGUGUUUGCUAGACCAGGAGAUGCUGAAUUCCCAAUGAGGGCUGCAGAUGUUCUUAGGAAGUAUGCAAAUGAGUGUGGAGCUAAACAACCAGAACUUCUCAACUCUACCUCAUUUCGGAAACAUAUAGCUGUCAUUGUUCAGAUGCUUAAUUUAAAGGAUAAUGAACUAGAUGUUUUAGCUGACUUCCUAGGUCAUGACAUUAGAGUUCACAGAGAGUUUUACAGGCUUCCACAAGACACAAUGCAGGUCGCAAAAAUCAGUAAAAUACUUCUAGAGAUGGAAAAAGGCAACAUACAACAAUAUAAAGGAAAGAGCCUAGAUGAAAUCGAGUUUGAUUUAGAAGAAACUCUAGAGCCAGAACAAGUAAGUGAUGAUGAUGGUGAUGAAAAAGACAUAAAUAUGACCACACCAACAACAAGUAAUACAACUAUCCCUAAACCAACAAAUGAGAGAGUAAAAAUUUCUGGAAAACGUAAAAUGUGGACAUCAUCAGAGGAAGCUUCGGUUAAAAAACAUCUGGGAAAAUUUUUAUACCAAGAUAAACUUCCCGGGAAGAACGAAAUAGAGAAAAUCAGAAAAGAAGAUCCAAUUCUUUCACAAAGACCAUGGAUCCAAAUUAAAAGUUAUAUAAAAAACAAAAAAGUCUCUAUGAAAAAAAAAACUAGAGAAGUAAAUUUCACUUGUGGUUAAUGAAUUGAGUCGUUAUCCCCCGCCAAUGGAAUUGGAAGGGGGAUAUUGUUUUGGCAUUGUCCGUCCGUCCGUCCGAAUUUCGUUUCCCGAAUAGUUCUCUGCAACUAUUUGUUGAAAUUCAACGAAACUUUAUGAGAAUCAUCAAUAUCAAGAGGAGAUGCGCAUAUCAUCAGCUUGUUCUGGUCAGACCCUUUAAAUUAGAGUAAAGGCCCUUGAUUAGUUAUGCAAUACGCAUAUAGAGUAAAAAUCGUUUCCGGACUAGUUCUCUGCAACUACUGGCUUGAAUUCAACGAAACUUUAUGGGAAUCAUCAAUAUCAAGAGGAGAUGCACAUUUCAUCAGCUUGUUCCUGUAAGACCCUUUAACUCAGAGUUAUGGCUCUUGAUUAGUUAUGCAGUAUGCAUAUAGAUUAAAAAUUGUUUCCGCACUACUUCUCUGCUACUUCUGGCUGUAAUUCAAUGAAACUUUAUGGGAACCUUCAAUACCAAGAGGAGAUGAGCAUAUCAUGCCUUGUUCCGGUCAGACACUUUAACUCAGAGUUUUGGCCAUUGAUUAGUUAUGCAGUAUGCAUAUAGAACAAUAUUCGUUUCUGGGCUACUUCUCUGCAACUUCUGGCUAGAAUUCAAUGUAACUUUAUGGGAACAUUCAAUAUCAAGAGGAGAUGUGCAUAUCAUCAGCUUGUUCAGGUCCGACCCAUUAAUUAAGAGUUAUUGCCCUUGAAUAGUUACACAGUAUGCAUAUAGAGUAAAAAUCGUUUCCGCCCUUCUUCUCUGCAACUACUGGCUGGAAUUCAACAAAAUUUUAUGGUAACCUUCAAUACCAAGAGGAGAUGCGCAUAUCUUCAGCUUGUUCUAGUCAGAUACUUUACCACAUAGUUUUAGGCCUUGAUUAGUUGUGCAGUAAGCAUAUAGAACAAUAUUCAUUUCUGCGCUUGAUAGAUAUAUAAAUAAAGCCUUAUGUCUUCAGUUGUUGUGUUAGUAAUAAACAGUACUCGGCGGGGGAUAUAAAUUAAACGAAUUUGCUUGUUAGUUCACAAAAUGUGUUGUUCACAGGAUUUUUUUUGCCCGAAAUUCUUUCGGGCAUACUAUGUUAUACCCCCUGGUGUCCGUCUGUCUGUCCAUCCAUCGGUCUGUUAGCAAUUUGGUUUCCAGAGCAUAACUUAAGUUCUAUUUGGCCCACAAUAUUCAAACUUCAUAGGAUGAUUGUCCAUAUUGGGUAGAACACCCAUAUCGGUUUUGGGGUCACAAGGUCAAAGGUCAAGGUCACUAUUACCUUAACACAGAAAACGGUUUCCGGAGCAUAACUUAAGUGCCAUUUAGCCCACAAGAUUCAAACUUCAUAGGAUGAUUGUCCAUAUUUGGUAGAAGACCCCUAUUGAUUUUGGGGCCACACGGUCAAGGUCACUAUUACCUUGACACUGAAAACGGUUUCCAGAGCAUAAUUUAAGUUCCAUUUGGCCCACAAUAUUCAAACGUCAUAGGAUGAUUGUCCAUAUUAGGUUAAAGCCCCUAUUCAUUUUGGGGUAAUUUUAUAUGCCCUAAUAUAUAUCCAUGGCGUCUUUCUGUCCGUCUCUUGUAGUAAAAUUAUUGAAGUCCCAUGUCUUACAAAUGCUUCAUCCUUACUAAAAAAAGUCACUUUCGGGCAUAUAAUGCUCCGCCUAGCGGUGCUCUUGUUUUUGUUGUGUGUAACCUCAAUCUGGAAUUAGCACAAUUUUGUGCUUCAUGUGAAAUUUCUUGUAGGCAGGAGGUUUGUUACUCUGUUAUAAUUUUUUGUUUAUGUAAUACUGACAUGACAUGUAUCAUUGCCAAGUAUAUUUCUACAAAAGCUAUCUAAAUUAUGAACCUGGCUCUACAAUGGGCUGCUUACUUUAUGUAGAUUUAAAGUGACAUUAUGCUCAUCCAAGGUGAGUGAAGGGUGAAGAACAAAAUAAGUUUUCAUUUUUGUCAUAAUUCCUUUUCACGUAACCAGUAAAUAACUCACAGAUCCAAACGAAAUUUCUGUUAAAAUCCAUUAGUUUAUAAAAAGAGUGGGGCAGUCUUUUUAUAUUUUAGGCAGAUUUAUAAUUUUAUCUUUAACAUUUUCCAAUAUCAACUGUUGGUCCAACACCAUUUUGACAAUAAAUUUUUUGAAAUAUAAAGUAAAUUCAGCUCAACUUGACUUUGAAAAUAUGAGCAUAAUGUCACUUUAAAGUAAACAUCUCUUAAAAUUUAAAUUAGACUAUAGAUAUUUUGUUUGAAGCAUCACGUUGUAAGUAAUGUACUCGGGGGUUAAAAUUAGCUGUACCCCAUGGGUCAUUCCUCUACUAAAUUUAAAGAAAUCAAAGUUGUGUAUAAAUUAUGGCCAGUUAUAUGUUGGCGUGCCGUUAAAAUCCAAACAAAACAAAAACAAAUGAGCCGCGUCACGACAAAACCAACAUAAUGUGUUUGCGACCAGCGUGGAUCCAGACCAGCCUGCGCAUCCGCGCAGUCUGAUCAGGAUCCAUGCUGUUCGCUAACAAACCCUAUAGCAAGUAGAGAAACUGAUAGCGAACAGCAUGGAUCCUGAUCAGACUGCGCAGAUGUGCAGGCUGGUCUGGAUCCAUGUUGGUCGCAAACCCAUUAUGUUGGUUUUGUCGUGAUGCGGCUCAAAUUAAUUUAUCACAAUUUGUUUAUAUUCUAUAGAUUUUGAUAUACUAUAACAUGUAUAGUAAACGUGUUAAGCAUUGUUUGUGAAAAACUUAAAUGUUUUCAAAUAUUUUAUGAAUUGUGCAGCUAUACAAAUAACUUACAUUUGUUUGAAAAUUUUGCAGUGUAUCUCAGUUGCGCUAUCCCUUGUUCUUUUGUAGUUUAACCCUUAAUAUUUUAAAUGGACUUUCCCGUUUUUAAAUCUGGACACAAGCAUUGAUCAUUUUUAGGGAAAAAUUGAGUAUUAACUGAAUGAAUAGAGAACAGUGCAGACCAUGAUAAGUAGACAUGGAUGUGCCGGCUGAUCUUGGUAUGAACAGGUUGCAUGGGUAGAUUCUGUGGCCGACUGCAGGCUAAAGGUUAAUUUGAUUGCCUUUGUAAAAAGAAAAAGUGUUGCCCUUUCAAGUGGUAGAUUUUUGUUAUGAUUAACCUAUCUAAAAUAUCAAAUGAUUCAUUCUUUAUGAAAAAUGCAAUUGUUAUCAUGUUCAAUUAGUGUUGAUAAAUACUUAAUUAAUGUCACGAAAUAUUUUGUUUCAAACAAGACAUUUCAUGGUCACCUGAGCACAACAUGCUCAUUUCAUUAUGUAUAUAUCUAGCUCACCUGAGCAUGCUCAUAGUAAGCUAUUAUGAUCCCCCAGUGUCUGUCCUUGUGAGAUGUCAUAUUAUUGCUUUAAAAAGCAUCUCUAAAAACCAAGACUGCACAUUAACUACACUAUAGGAAUAAUCCUUGGGUGGCCCUUUUCAAAGUUGUUCAGUUGGUUCUCGUUUGUUACAUAUGUAGGUUAAGGGGGCCAGAAAAGAAAUGUCAAAAUGCAUAUUUAAUGAAUAUUUUUGUCUGAAACUACAUGCCCUGGGCUUUGAUAUUUGAAAUCUAUCAUCGGAAGGUUCUUUACCAAAGUUGCCCUUAGUGCCAAAAUUGGCCCUACCCCUAGGAGUCUUAUUCGGGGUCAUUUAUUUUUGUUAUGUACAUGUCAUAUAACUCGAUCUUUGAUAUUUGGUUUAUGAUAUCUAUAGGUCUUCUACAGCUGUUCAGAUUUUGCCUCUAGUGUCCAAAUUAGCCUUUCCCUGACCUUACCCUAAGGAUAACUUCAUUUUUUUAGACUUUAAUAGAUAAACACAUUUAAGCCUUAUUUUCUCUAACUUAAAUGCACAAAGCUAAAAUAUUUGGCAUGUGAUAUUGCUUAAUGAACCACUGGAAAAUGUAUCUAAAUCAUGUCCGUCAGGUCAAAAUUUCCCCUGCUCAAGGGGGGAUGAGGGCAUGAUUAUAUUCACCGGCAAGGCAAAAAGGUAUCUUCAUGUCUAACUGUAUCUAGAGCUUAAAUAUUGGAUGAUUGACAUUGCCUUAUGAGCUUAUACAAAAGAAAAUUAUAAUGCCGCAUGAGUUAACAUUGGCCUUGCCAUAGGGGUCAUUUGAUUAAUAUAGAAUUGUGUUAACUUGUUUCAAUACAUAUUAAACUAUAAUAGGUAAACUUUAUAUAUGGAUUCACCUGGACAAGUAGUCAUGACGAGUAGAUGACCCCUAUUGAUUUUGAGGUCACCAGGUCAAAGGUCAAGGUCACAGGGGCCUUGACUUCAAAAAGCUUGUCCCCCCAAAAACUUAAGAUUCCUUUGACCCACUGUCUUCAUAUUUGGCAUGGAGGUUAGUCAUGACGAGUAGAUGACCCCUAUUGAUUUUGAGGCCACCAGGUCAAAGGUCAAGGUCACAGGGGCCUUGACUUCAAAAAGCUUGUCCUCCCAAAAACUUAAGAUUCCUUUGACCCACUGUCUUCAUAUUUGGCAUGGAGGUUAGUCAUGACGAGUAGAUGACCCCUAUUGAUUUUGAGGCCACCAGGUCAAAGGUCAAGGUCACAGGGGCUUUGACUUCAAAAAGGUUGUCCGUCCAAUAACUUAAGAUUCCUUUGACCCACAGUCUUCAUAUUUGGCGUGGAGGUUAGUCAUGAUGAGUAGAUGACCCGUAUUGAUUUUGAGGUCACCAGGUCAAAGGUCAAGGUCACAGGUGCAUUGACUUCAAAAAGCUUGUCCGCCCAAUAACUUAAGAUUCCUUUGACCCACAGUCUUCAUAUUUGGCAUGGAGGUUAGUCAUGACGAUUAGAUGACCCCUAUUGAUUUUGAGGCCACCAGGUCAAAGGUCAAGGUCACAGGGGCCUUGACUUCAAAAAGGUUGUCCGUCCAAUAUCUUAAGAUUCCUAUGAC
Molecule: messenger RNA, 8984 nt
Organism: Ruditapes philippinarum (Manila clam)
Lineage: Eukaryota; Metazoa; Mollusca; Bivalvia; Venerida; Veneridae
Exons: 14
Coding region: 209-4129 (1306 amino acids)
Molecular function (GO): protein binding
Source: RefSeq, a predicted model, not a curated record